UGUUGCUGUGUGGGGAGCGAGAGCGCAGGGGAAGGAGUCUCGACCAGCCAUCAAACAACCGGCCUCGUUCUUAAUAACAGCUAUAAGACAGCCCCAUCACCAAAUACCGGCCACAAAUGUCUGCCAGAACUCUGUAAUAUUUCAAGAAAAAUGCGCCUUUCAACCAGCUUUAGUUGAAACAAAGCAUUCAAUUUGUGCUCUCUCACCAGCAACCAGAAUGAAUGUCAGUGCCGACUCUCUCUCCACUACCAACUCCUAUCUCAUCUGUAACAACUGUCAAAAAGUGAUCAGAAAAAAGGAAAAGGGAAUGAAAGUCCCUCGUCCACUCACCAGUGGCCCCAGCUCCUUCAUUCCAGAAAAUGAGAUUGUAGAAGCCACGCCCGUGGACAGCCACACCAUCCUGCUCCUGGCAGAGGAGUACUCUACAAGCGGGCGCGUGGACCACCUGACCCAGGUGAUGGCCCUUCACCCGCACUACCUGGAGUCCUUCCUGAGGAGCCAGUUCUACCUGCUGAGGAUGGACGGGCCCCUUCCACUGCACUACCGCCACUACAUCGCUAUCAUGGCAGCCGCCCGGCACCAGUGCUCGUUCUUGGUGAAGAUGCACGUUCAGGAGUUUUACCAGAUGGGUGUAUGUGUGGAGUGGCUCAAUGGCCUACAGUACGCUCCCCAGCGGCUGAGGAACCUCAACGAGAUCAACAAGCUCCUCGCACACAGACCCUGGCUCAUCACCAAGGACCACAUACAGAAUCUGGUGAAAACGGGAGAGAACAGCUGGUCUUUAGCAGAGCUGGUCCACGCAGUGGUGCUUCUUGCCCAUUUCCAUGCCCUGGCGAGCUUUGUCUUCGGCAGUGGCAUCAACCCCGAACCUGAUGGGGAGAACACCAACAAUUUCCAGCAAAUGGGUGUCAGCAACGUGUGCUCGUGCGACCUGGCCAAUGACAACAGCCUGGAGGAGGUCCCUUUCAGCAGUUCCGCCCUCGGGACGGUGGACUCUGUGAGCGAGCUGGAGGCCCUGAUGGAGAGGAUGAAGAGGCUGCUGGAGGAGAGAGAGGAUGAGGAGGCUUCGCAGGAGGAGAUGGCCACACGCUUUGAAAAGGAGAAGAAGGAGAGCCUCCUGGUGGGAUCUGGAGGUUUCCAAGACGAAGUGGUGCCAUCAUCGAAAGUGUCUCGGUUUGUGGAGGAUGCCACCUUUGGCUACCAGGACUUUGCGAGGCAUGGGGAGGACAACCCACCAACCUUCAGAGCACAGGACUAUUCCUGGGAAGAUCACGGCUUUUCAUUGGUCAACCGGCUGUACUCGGAUAUUGGCCACCUGCUGGACGAGAAGUUCCGCACGGUGUAUAACCUGACCUACUACAACAUGGCCAGCCACGAGGACGUGGACACCACCAUGCUGCGGCGGGCCCUUUUCAAUUACGUGCACUGCAUGUACGGCAUCAGAUAUGAUGACUAUGACUAUGGAGAGGUCAACCAGCUGCUGGAGCGCAGUCUAAAAGUUUACAUCAAGACGGUGACCUGCUACCCAGAGAGGACCACGCGGCGCAUGUAUGACAGCUACUGGCGCCAGUUCCGCCACUCUGAGAAGGUACAUGUGAACCUGCUCCUGAUGGAGGCCCGUAUGCAGGCCGAGCUUCUCUACGCCCUGCGUGCCAUCACCCGUUACAUGACCUGAGAGGAGGGAGCGUCCGGCUGUCUCACCCUCCACCCCCUCCUCCCCCUCCUCCCAUCCUCCCCUGACGUGUGGUCCUGGAUUGAAGCCCCUCCUGGAGGGAUGUGGGACGGCCCAUGUGUCCCCAUACCCUCUGUGUCUGUAUUUCACUGUGUGCCUCAAGUCUCGAGUAACUCAACUCUCUCCCCAACUCUUGGCAGUGCUCGGCACAUUUAGGUGCAAUAAACCCAAACCCAGAGAAUGUCAGGAAGGCUAAGAGAUGUGGCUCUUAACCUUCUUUUUAAGGAAAGAAAAGAUGGAAUGCAAAUGAAAAUAAUCCAGAAAAUCCACUUUUUUUUCCAGAGCUAGCUAAAUCACCCCUGUAACAUUAUAUGAUUUUACUUUUUAUUUUGUUACAGGGCUGUCUAAUGUGAAGGGGCAGGGAGAUUUCCAUUGAUUGGCUACUUGAUAUGUAGCUUUUGGAAAAAUGUGAAAGUCAUUAAAAAAACAAAAGCCUAUUUUAGCAAAGGUUGGCCAUUAUAAACCAGGCACGGAAUGAGGAAAUAGGAUAUUUACAAAGCCAUCGAGCCUUGUUCUAGCCUCGUAUCAGAUGGCCAGGCUUCCACUUAUAAUGCUACAUUUGUACCUCCUAGUUUAUUGUAGAAUCUGCCAGCAGGGUGGCCACAUUUUGACUAACGAAUAUUCAAAGAUUCUUAUCCUAAAGUUCCUGUAUUUGCUGAUAAUGGGAAGUGCUUACAAUAUACGGCAGACUGCCUUCUAUGUCACUUCCUCCUCCCCUCAACACUGCUGAUUCAUGAUCAGGGCUUAGGAAGUGGCUGCUCCACUUCCUACCUAAUCAGAGAUCAGCGUUUGGAACACAGUCCCCGUUGUCGUAGCGAGAGACAAACGAGGACCUGAGGCAGGUGUCCCCAUCUGUGUUCUCAGCCAAUCAAAAUCAAAGACCUGCUCACGGGGUCUCCUCCCCCAGAUGCUUUGUGUGCCAGCAGUAGCUCACGUCGUUCUUUGUUUAACCAUUACCAAAUCAACGCCAUGUUGCCUUCUGUUCCCCUCUUUUGUUACAGGGGUAUAUCCAACGUUGUGGACCAUGCAGGCGGUCCUGAAAAAGGUUGUUGUUGUUAAAUGGUGGUUAUUCGGAGUGAAAGUCUGAUGCCUCAGUUUCCAGUAGUAUAGUGUAGUUGUGUCACUAAAAGACAUGAGGGCAUGAGCGUGCACAUCAUGUGUUUAAUUGCAUGACAAAAAAUAAAGCUAUUCUGCUUGCUCUGCCGUGAUUUGGUGGACAAAUUUUAAGUGCAAUAUAUUCAUCUCUGGUCUUUUCAAAGUUUUACUACUUGGAAAUACUGUGUUAAGACUAUUAACACAUAUAUGAUUAAGCUCAACUCCCCAAAAUCAUGAUCAUGUUUUAUUUUCAGUAUUUUGCACAUUUAAGUAGUUUUCAAGACUUUGAAAACCUCUCUAAUAUUUGCUCUGUAGUAGAAUCACAGAGCAUAAGAGUAUCACCAAAAUGGCUUUGAGAGCAUUUGGUUUGGUAUAAUACAGCUUAGACUCAAUGUACCUGUGCCCCCUCGUGUGUUCAGUGCUCUCUUGUAUGCUCACUUUCAGUAUUAACAGACUUGUUCAGGAGAGGAAAUGCAGACUGGUGGCAAUCAGCCAUUAUUAUCACAGACCCAAUGAGACUGCGAGUCUUCAAAUCCAACUUGUUAAAAUUAAAUUUGUUGAAAUAUAUCAGGCAACAGUUUAUAAAACUUGUUUUGCAGGAACAGCUUUGAUAUAAUGGCAGACUAACACUUAAAAUGCUUAGCAUACAUUUUUAGUGCCAAAUUUUCCACAUUCCUCGUAAGGCUGUGGUAACAUGAUAUUACACAUUUUUUUAAGUUCUGCCUGUUUGAAGAGAUAACUAAUGACAAAGUCAUCACCCCCCCCCCCCAACAGUAGAAAAUUGCAAGUUGUUUUUUUUUUUUUUUUUUUUUUUUUUGGAACUGGCCCUUAUGGGUGAGAUUCAAACUUGAAAUGUUCCUUCUGCCUUGGCUUUGCUUCAGUUAUUUGUCAUAUGAUGUAAUGAAUGUAUAUAUUUCUACUGAAAACAGAUUUAAACAAAAAAAAAAAGAAUUGCGAGGACGAAUCCAUCAUACUUAUUUUUUGUGUCCUGUACUUUAAAAAAAAAUGUUUACUAGGAAACUUUGUAGCAUGUCAUGUAAUGAAAGCAACAUACUGUACUUGUAUUUCUUGUGAUUUUUUGAGCCCUUUUCUUUUUUCAGUAUUAGUAGAAUUACAGGCUGUGCUUUUUUAAAAAGAAAGAAAUUGUGGACACCCAUGGUGUCUCACAACUUAACUAUCCUUUUCAGUCAAGUGCUUUGUUACUGUACUGUUUGUGGAGAAACCGUGUGCUUUUUUUCCCCAUUGAAUCUAAGAUGACAAUCAUGUCUCUUAGGAGCUCUGCUGGAAGAUGCAUUUCAGAACUUGAAUAAGCUAUGUACUCUGAUGUAUAACUUACGAGCAUAUUAGGGCAUAACCCAUAGGCUGUAAUAGAUGUAGGCCUAAUACUUUGCUUUGGGCGGUUCAACCCUGGUCUAUGUUUGUGCAGUGUCAUCAUGGAUUAACCAACCCCCAUCUAGGCACCUGAUUCAUUCAAUCAGCCUUUUGACAUAGCCUGUGUAGCCUUUUCUCUCUCUCGAUGCUGUGUGCUCGGUUGUUUAAAGAGAGCUGGGAGGCUCUCUUUAGGUUGUAUAUCAACUGGACCAGGGUUGAAGAGUCCUAACUGGAUGAUGUUAGAUGAUCUAUUCAUGAUCAUCAUACUCCUGUCUAAACCUCUGGUGUACCGCAGAACCUUGAGAAAUCGUUCGAGUUAACGAGGGCCCCAUUGAUGUUCUUAUUCAAAAGAGGAAUCCCCCCCUCUGAUUUUUACAAAUUAUGUGCCUUUGGAAUCUAUUUAGUUUUUACCUGCUAUUAAAAUUUUGUUUUUAUUUUUAAACUAUUUGAGUUCUAAUUGGGAAACAACUGGCUUUUUUGUUUUAGUGUUUAUAUAGCUCCAAAAUUUUUCAUGGUGCUUUGCAAACAAAUGUUUUGUAUAGCCACAUUUUCAGAAUGUUACAGACUCAUGGUCAUUUCUCUGUUUUGAUAUACACCUGAGGUUGCAAGGUUUUAUCACUAAUUAACUUGUUCAAAGUGUACUUUUACAUUUUUAUUUUGUAUUUUCAGUUUUUUUUAAGUAGUUUCUUUUUUGCUGUAGAUUUAAUAGUUUCACCAUUGAUGCGAGUGGGCCUUGAUUGUCUGUGCCUGCUCAAGAUGAUUGAAACAUGAGCUGUCCUGAACAGCAUAAAGAGAAACAAAUAAGAAAUAAAGAAUGUUAAAAACAAUGUAUGCCGUCGCACCUAGAUGAUGGAGAAACCUUACGUGACUUGUACAUUGGAUCGACUUCAGGUUGUGCCAUCUGGGCACUUCAAGUGCCUACAUCAGUGCAAAACGAUAGCCUCUUCUCUGCGUGCAUGUGUGGGCACGUGUAAGACAUGUUAGAAAAGGAGAAGACCCGGCCAGACCCGGGAGAAUGAACAGAAUUUGGGGUUGUCUAUCUUUGGAACUGAGACUGGAGAUCUUUGUGCCUUCUUUGCAGUCCAAGCCAUGCAGUGCUGGCUGACCUGAGGGUCUAUUUCAGAAUGGUGUUCCGGAAGAAAAGAAUCAGAACUUCCAUGUGGGUCACUGGUGCUGUAUGCUUAUUUUUGUUCAGGCCAUUACAAUGAAGCUGUGAUUUAAAAACGAAAAACCUAAACUCCUAUGUGUUUCCAUAGUUACUCCUCAGCGAGUAAUAUCUGCACUUUUUUCUCCCCAUGAGAUUUUUUUUUUUCUAUAACUUGGUACGGAACAAUGGGGUUGGCUUUGUACAACUAUAUUGUGUUCAUAUGGGCAGGACUGUAUUUUACAGUUGCUUGUAGAAGAAAAGAAGAAUCUCAUUGUUUCAAUAAAGCUGUUCUAACACCCA
Molecule: messenger RNA, 5645 nt
Organism: Anguilla anguilla (European eel)
Lineage: Eukaryota; Metazoa; Chordata; Actinopteri; Anguilliformes; Anguillidae
Product: sestrin-3-like
Exons: 10
Coding region: 218-1675 (485 amino acids)
Biological process (GO): cellular response to leucine starvation; positive regulation of macroautophagy; cellular response to L-leucine
Cellular component (GO): nucleus
Molecular function (GO): oxidoreductase activity, acting on peroxide as acceptor; L-leucine binding
Source: RefSeq, a predicted model, not a curated record